UUAUCUGAUGGUCAAUAUAGCAAAUUCUUCAAAAUCUCGCGCCUUUACUCUUGAGGAAAUGACGAGGGCGACAGAUAAUUUUACCCAUAAAAUUAGACACGGGUCCUUUGGAACUGUUUUCUUGGGGAAAUUGCAGGAGGGGAAGCAAAUAGCUGUAACAGUACUAUCCAUUUUAUCCAAACACGGAAUUGAACAGUUCUUAAAUGAGGUUGAUCUUCUGUUAAAAAUCAAUCAUAAGAAGCUGGUUUCAUUUCUUGGUUAUUGUAUAUGUAAUGGAUCCAGAGACCUCAUGCUUGUCUACGACUAUAUGUCUGGAGGGUCUCUCAGUGACAACCUUAACGAUCCAGAGGCACCAAAAUAUCCCCAACUAGACUGGAAAACCAGGCUCAAAAUAGCUUUGGAUGCCGCAGAAGGUUAGUUUUUAAAGCAAUUAUUUAUUUCAUUAUCAAAUCAGUAAAUCCUUGAUUCAAGUCAUUGUGUUCAAAAUGCUACAUGUAAAGUUUUCAGUUGAAAUAAUGAGUUUUAAUUUCUUUAAAUAACAAAACUUGCAGGGCUUGAAUAUCUCCAUGUAGGUUGCACUCCAAAAAUAAUUCACAGGGAUGUUAAGACCUCCAACAUUCUUCUAGACAGUGAAUUGAAUGGCAAACUGGCUGACUUCGGCAUUUCAAGAGUGACAGGAAUUGGGGAAACUUCUCAAAUCGAUACAACUAUAAAAGGAACUCCUGGAUAUUUAGAUCCAAUGUAAUUCUUAUAAGUUUGAUGUUCCUCUGAUUCUCAGUCCAUUUUAUUCGAAUAUUUAAUCUUUAUCCCUUUUAC
Cryptomeria japonica (Japanese cedar) is the source of this 816-nucleotide messenger RNA. Its product is annotated as probable LRR receptor-like serine/threonine-protein kinase At5g48740. The transcript is spliced from 3 exons. The record is from RefSeq and is a predicted model, not a curated record. Gene Ontology annotation, biological process: protein phosphorylation. Gene Ontology annotation, molecular function: protein kinase activity; ATP binding. Lineage: Eukaryota; Viridiplantae; Streptophyta; Pinopsida; Cupressales; Cupressaceae. Bases 8 to 418 code for a protein of 136 amino acids.